Phasianus colchicus (ring-necked pheasant) is the source of this 3342-nucleotide messenger RNA. NCBI's taxonomy places the organism in Eukaryota, Metazoa, Chordata, Aves, Galliformes, Phasianidae. The record is from RefSeq and is a predicted model, not a curated record.
CAUGAUAGUUUUGAAAGCAGAUGGAAAGUAGUUUAUGAUUGCAUUUCAUCCGUGAAAAAAAAGGCCUUUGCACUUCUAGUUAAAGGGAAGGAUUUAUUUUGUUUGAAAAGAAUCUUGUUUGAAGGUAAGAGGAUCAUUAUAAAAAAGGUCAUAGUGAUGUUAUACACUGUUCCAAGAUGAAAAUGGUAAAAUUCAUCAUUAAAAUGUCAGCUGUCUCAUCUUAGGAAUAAAGAGGGAAAUAAGAUGACUGUCUUUGCUCUCACACGCACGGUGGACUGGAGUGUGCAGCUCUGCACUAAGCAUCACAGAAACAUGCAAAGAAAGAGCAGAGAGACAGAAGAGCUGGUCGCUCCUCUGAUGCAAGUUGUUCAUUCUGGUCCUUUUGGUCAUUCCAAAGAGGAGGAAGCUCUUGGCCCUGCUCAGGUGUCCUUGCUGUGCUGUCAGGCUGCUGCUCAGUGCUGCUGGCCCCGUGGUUUAAUUACAGCCAUCAGACAGAGCUUGGGAAGGUUGGCCAUGGGUUUGUGUGCUCUAGAAUUGCCAAUAAGAUUUCUAUUUUAAAAUAUUUUCUCCUGCUUUUUUCUCUUCUUGGUCGACGUGUUUUUAUGUUGGGAUUGCUGACAUUUGUUCUUUUUCUGUUCCCCCUGACUGGGCAGCAUGGAAGCAAGCAGGUUCCAAAGCAGCCCUGUCCUUCCUUACCUGUAGAGAACCUUCAGGGCCAUAAGGUACAUUCCUCAUUUGUCUGUUUUGUGUGAGUGUUGGGGAUGAACAGUUGUGCCCCACCAUGGGCAAGCUGUGGUGUUUCUGAUGUGCACAGAGUGAGGAAGUAAUGGAAAUUAGGGUUUAAAAUACCCCAUAAUUGUCUAGCAGCUUCUCUCUGGAGAACUCCAGCAUGAGCUGGCUUACCUUCAGGCACUGAGUCGUAGUGUCUGCACAGGAGAGGAGCAGAUGGGAGGCAUUCAGCCUCUUGUCCUGUGUGAGCAGGCUGCCAGAGCUGCUCAGGAAUUACAUCCUUUCUGAAUACUGGUGUAAGAUAAAAAUAAAACAACAGAAAGGUUCUUAGCAUGUGACACAUCACUUCUAAAUGUUUUAUGUGGACAGUUGGUGUGCUUGUCCUGAAUUGCAGUUCACAAAUCUUGCAAACAGAAAUGUGUUCAAAACAUGCAAGUUAUGCAGUAGUAAAGCACUAUUUCUAUGUAGUUACCUCAGGUGCAAAUAUUAUUUGUGUGGUAGAACAGACGUUAAUCCAUUUGUUUCUUCUUGAGCUUCCUGUUAUGUUUCCUGUCUUAAGAUGCAUUUUAUAAAAUGUAUUUUCAGCACACAUGUGUGGUCAUUAAUCUCAGCUGAAUUUUAUUGAGUGGCUGAAUCAAGGUUGAAGAAUGUAUCAGCAGAGCUCCUGUGCACACAUGGCUGCAGUUUGGAUGCCAUGAGCCCAAAAUUGAUGAAAUUGAUGGGGGAAAAAAAAAGCACAAAAUGGAUUUGAAAAGGCAGAGAGGACAACUGUUUCACUUUUCCAUGCAGGUAAACUGUCGAGCUCCCCCUGAGCACUGUUUGCUUAAUGACUAAAGGGAAAGCACUUCAUGUCACUCUAAAAAGUAAAUAGCUGAAGUUAUGGAUUAACCCAAGUUCCAGCAGAGCUCAUGGCGGAAGAAUAAAUCACGCUGAUUCACACUGAAUAAAGCAGUAAGUGCCUCAAAGAUAUCAUAUCACUCAGGGUUUCAAAGAACAGCUUAAUUUAAUUAAGCAUAAAACUUGUCAGAAGCGUCUGAUGGCAAGGGGAGGUACUAGGGCCAAUAGAGAAUGCUCUGGGUGAGCUGCUGCUGGGUUGGAGGGAUCUGGAAGCAGGCUGGGGGGCUCUGACAAACCACGUUGGAGCUGACAUCAGGGAGAAACAGCAUUCUGAAGCUGCUAUGUGAUAAAGAAGUGAGGAAAACCUGAGCUGCCUGAACAGACCUGGCCUCCAGCAUGGGGCCGUGCUGCAGCUCACUGCAUGCUCCCCUUCACACCUGGAUGUUCUUCCUAGGGGACUUCUGCUGCAGCAUGUGGAAGCUCAUCACUAUAGGGGUGCUGCUGGCUGCCUGCUCCUCACCAGUGUGCCAUACCUCGAUAUUUUACAGCUACAAGGAUGCAAACCAAGUCCUGAAAAUCCAGAAGAGGGCCAACUCUUUCCUGGAGGAGAUGAAACCAGGCUCUGUGGAACGUGAGUGCCGUGAGGAGGUGUGCAACUUUGAGGAGGCCAGUGAGAUAUUUGAAACCAAGGAAGCCACACUAGAGUUUUGGAACAAGUAUGUAGAUGGAGAUCAGUGUGCACAGAAGCCUUGUUCCAAUGGGGCCUGCAAGGACAAUAUUGGAUCAUAUUCCUGCAUCUGUAACAAAGGCUGGGAGGGAGCUCAGUGCAAUUAUGUGGUCAAAUACAAUAACUGUUCUGUGGAUAAUGGAGGAUGUCAGCAUUUCUGCAAGGAAGACCCUGCCAAGCAGUGUCGCUACUGCAGCUGUGCAUCUGGCUAUCAGCUGAUGAACGACCAUAACAUGUGCACACCUGUAGUCGAGUUCCCCUGUGGACGAGUGAAAAUGGACUACACUGAAGGCAAAGCAGAAUUCAAUAUUCGGCUUAUUGGGGGAAAUUCAGGAGGAAGGGGCUUUAGCCCUUGGCAGGUUAUGCUGCAAAAUCUGAAAGGGAAAUUUCUGUGUGGAGGUGUUCUCAUCCAUCCAUCUUGGGUCCUAACAGCUGCACACUGCGUUGAGACAGGAGAGACUCUCAAAGUAAGACUUGGUAAAUACCACCGCCUCCGUAUCGAGACCAGUGAGCAAACCAUUCGUGUUGACAAAUACGUGCGCCAUGAGAAUUACAGCAAGCUGACCUCCGACAACGACAUCGCCAUGCUGCACUUGGCAGAGCCAGUCAUGUAUAACAAAUACGCCCUGCCCAUCUGCCUUCCCACAAGGGACCUGGCAGAACAUGAGCUGACAAGGAAGGGCAGGCAGAUGCUGGUGACCGGUUGGGGCAGCACAAACGAUGAAAUGAGGAAUUACUCUGCUCUCCUCAGCUACAUCGAAAUCCCCAUUGUUCCCAAGAAUGAGUGUGCCCAAGUGAUGACAAACACCAUCUCUGACAACAUGCUGUGUGCGGGGAGUUUAGGAGACAGGAAGGAUUCUUGCAGUGGGGACAGUGGAGGACCUAUGGCCACUAAAUAUAAGGAUACUUGGUUUCUGGUAGGACUGGUGAGCUGGGGAGAAGGCUGUGGAAAAAAAGAGAAGUUUGGAGUGUACACCAAAGUUAGUCAGUACCUGGAAUGGAUCCAGCACCACAUACGUAAGAUGUCAGGUUCUUGGAAGGGUUGAUUC